Messenger RNA from Monodelphis domestica (gray short-tailed opossum), 10816 nucleotides. It is a transcript of the gene HEG1, whose product is annotated as heart development protein with EGF like domains 1. Gene Ontology annotation, molecular function: calcium ion binding. The record is from RefSeq and is a predicted model, not a curated record. Lineage: Eukaryota; Metazoa; Chordata; Mammalia; Didelphimorphia; Didelphidae. Gene Ontology annotation, biological process: heart development.
CCGGCCCCGGAGGGCUCCGGCUAAUUAGCAUGUAGCUGAGCCGGGGGCCGCCUUUCCUCCGCUCCGCGGCUCGCCACGCCUCGGCCCCUCUCUAGUCCUGCUACGGUCCAGGAGAACUUUUGAAGCGGGAACGGUCCCUUGUUCCCCCCUGCAGCUAGCUCUCCCCUCUGCUAGGGACCGCACCCCCUCGCUCCAUCCUCUCCCUCCCUCCCUCUCUCCCUCCCUCUCUCUCUCUCUCUCUCUCUCUCUCUCUCUCUCUCUCUCUCUCUCUCUCUCUCUCUCUCUCUCUCUCUCUCUCACACACACACACACACACACACACACACACGCUCACACACGCUCACACACCCGCCCGCCCGCUCGCACACACACAGACACACGCGCGCACACACGCCCCUACCCUAGCCCCAGGCCGGUUCGGCUGGGCAUGUGAGGCUCGGGCGCAGAGAUCAUGGCCACGCCGUGCGCUCGGCUCUGGCCGCGGCUGCCCCCGUUCCUACUGCUGCUGCUUGGGGUCUCCCAGACUCGGGGCUUGCCGCCCUUGCUGGUGCCCAGCGCUUCACCCUGGGGCCAACCGAGCGGAGCUCCCCUCUCAACCGUGGCUCUGGGACCAGAGCGGGAACCUGAGCCCGAGCCAGGGCCCCCUCUCGGGCUUCCGCCGCCUCUGCUGCCUGUGUCCUGGGAGCGGGAGAACAGCACACGGGCUCCGGGGUCCCCCGGCCCCGCCGACCCUCCGCCCAGCCUGGGGGCUGCGACGCAGCGGGGAGCGCUCCACCGAGCCCCUGGGGGGCGGAGCGCUAUCACCGCUGCCGCAAAAAGCCACAAGUCAGAUGAAAGUUCUGAGCCCCCAAGAGGAAAUUUCAUCACCUCUUCUUUCAAUCAUAAAAAUAAAAAUAUUUCAACGGUGGUCCUCAAAGGUCUUGAGAAGUUUCAGACUUUCAGCAACCAAGCCACAAUGGAUGCCUCAGGAAGCACCACUCUGGCACUGAAAAUGUCAACAUCCAGAGAGAGUACUACCUCCUACAGUAAGACGAAAGCUACUUUAUCUCCUGGAUAUUCCUCAGAGUCAUCCUCUGCCUCAUCCUUUCAGAAAAACUCCUCAGCCCCGGAAAGCUUUCAUCAGGUUUCUAACAGUUCAGAGUCAGAAGGGAGGACUGCCACCUUUGCAACCAUUGCAGACUUCCUGACAAGGAGAAAAGAGAGGACAUUCAGGUCUCUCACUAGCGCCACUCCCUCCAUGGAAGCCACCAAAGGAAUCGCCUCAUCCACAGAAACAUCUACUCCUUCCACUUUGAUGCACUCUUCAACUUCUCUACUGGAGACAGGAGGACCAACUAUGCUCUCCCAGGGGAGAGAUCACACAAGACUGCCAUGGCCACAUUUCUCCAGGGCACCCACUUCUCCAUCUCCUUCCAAAAAGACUUCCCCCUCUGAAAUUAGGACAGAGCUAAGGAACUCGAUUAUUUCAAGUACUUUGGCCAGUCAGAUAGACAGGACGUUCACCCAAGAUGUCCCAAGGACUCGUCAGUCUUCAACUAAUAGAACUUGGUUGGUGAAUGGAACAGAAAGUUCUACCAAGUAUUCAGGAACAGCCAGCUCUUCAGUGUCAAUCCAUUCCUCAUCUUCCUCAGGGGAAGCCAUAAGAAAAAGGAUGCAGACAAGGAAUCCAAGUGAUGCAGAAUUCACUGAGCCUUCAACAGAUGGCACAUUAGGACAUGCUUCUUCCAGGACCUUGGCUCUGUCUUUACAACGUGAUUCCUCAACCUUUGAAGGAAGCCAGCAGUUGCCCUUUAGUGAAGCCGAUGCUGGGAAUGGCAAUUCUAGGACUCAAACUGAAGCUGGGCUCAAUUUUGAGACUUUCACGAGAGAUGGGAAGAACACAUCCCAUCAGUCUGUGACCAACAAAAGAGUGGCUGCGACUGAGAAUUCCACUUGGUAUGCUGAAAUCGUGAACCCUUUGGUCCUGACCCAGCUCUCUGAUCAGUGGACAGGAAGUCAUCCAGAGCCCCAUGACACGCAUCUUUCUGAGCCUUCCACAGAAUCUUUGUCAGGGUCUUCCUCAGAGAUGUCGAGUUCUUCAUCACAGAGUCAUCCUUCAUACACUAAAGGCAGCCAUGAGCUGGGGAUAAGUCCAGGUUCCGAAGAAAGCACUUCCAGUUUUCUUCAUCCCAGUCCGGACACCUCAGCUACCUCCUCUAGGAAUGGAGAGAGGACAUUGCGAUCUCUUGCCAACAGCAGCCUGCCUUCUGGGGGAGGAGAGCAUUCCACAAUGUUUCUCCGUGGCACAGAGGGUACCACUCCUCACAUGGGAGUCAUGGACACCACAGGCUUGGUUUCAGCUUCAUCAGAUUCAUUGCAGACUCAAAGAGCCACUGGAAGUAACCAUGGACCAAUAGGCAACACAAAUAUAGGCAAACGGAUAUCUGACUACCAUACAGACAGCACAUAUAUUUCAUCAACCUUCACCAAAAUAAAGGACAGAACAUUAUUGUCCAUUACAAAUAACAGCACAUCUCCAGACAUCACUAAAAGCUCAACCGCCUACAACAGAACCUCCAGCUCCUCAGCUAUAGCACAUUCUUCUUCUUCAUCUUCUGCCCUGACCCAAGGAACCAACAUAUCAUCAAAUGAAGGGGAAUUUGUCUUUCCUUCCACUGAACCACUGGUUGUGAGUUCUUCUGAUUUACCAGCAUACACAUCUACAGUCAGCGUUCCUCCUAACACGUUCGUAUUUCAGACCUCAGAAUCGGUGUCCACCGAUGAAUCUUCUUCAUCUUCAUCGUUGCCACCUUUGCCAUCCCCGUCCGUGUCACAGCUGAGUCAACCAAUUUCUUCAACUCCAUGGCCGACAAUGGCAUCUUCCCCACUCUUGUUUUCCGUGGCUGAAUCCUCCAAGCCCUUGACUUCCUCACUGUCACCUUUAUCAACUUCCUUGGCAGAAUCCACCCCAGAUCCAGUUUUAUUCCUACAGUCAUCUUUACCGCACUUGUCAUCUACCUCAGUCCUCCCCAGUGGUGAUCCCCAGACAAGAGAGUCCUCUGUAACCUCGGCUGAUACCCUGAUAGGUGUAUCCACCACCGUCCUUCACGGUAGCUCAUCCACAGAUCAACAGAAUCCGAGUGUCCCCUACCCGGAGAAGACCAGUGUGGGCUCAGACUUACAACCCCCAAGCCUUCCACCAACAGACUCACCCGAAGUACUAGGUAAUAAGUCUACGUCCGAGGUCCCUUUGGCCCCCGUCCCAACAGAGCCUUUCAGAGAGCCAACCCUCCUGGCCACCAGAACCAAUGCAGCCCAACCAUCACCAGCGAUGACAACCACAACUCAUGCAACCACUCAGCCUUCAACAGUUCCAACUCCAAUGAGUCUUCUCACAACCGUGAAAGCGACAACUGAGAGAACCAUUCUGCCCAUUGGACCCAGGACCAUAAUGCCUCUGAGAACCACUGAAAGUCCUUCCACCACCAGGGCCAGCAGAGUGGAGACAGAGGCCACCACUAAGUCAGUCCCCACCAUUGGGAUAGCCACGUCUGUGCAAGAACGAAGCUCAAGAAUGGGAGGUCAAAAAGAGACCACUCCUGCUAUCCAUUUCCCUGUGGUGUCAUCUCCUUCUCCCCUCACUGCCAAGCCUUCUCCUUCUACACCCUUGAAGUCAACCACUGUGGUACCACCGAGACCAAUGAUGACGUCGCCUCCAACAACAGCCAACAGAUGCGCCCCGAACCCCUGUCUUCACGAUGGGCAGUGCAUGGUGGACUCCACUGGUCGUGGAUAUCGGUGUGUCUGCACUCCUUCGUGGCAAGGCGAUGACUGCAGUGUGGAUGUGAACGAAUGCCUGUUGAACCCCUGCCCACCUCUGGCUAUAUGCAACAACACCCAGGGAUCCUUUGUCUGCAGAUGUCCUGCUGGGCACCAGUUAGAAAAAGGAAUCUGCAACUUGGUUAGAACAUUUGUGACAGAAAUUAAAUUAAGAAAAACUUUUACUAAUGCUACAGUUGAGAAACAUUCUGAAUUGCAUCAAGUCGAAGAAGAGAUCGUCAAAAUGCUAAACGUGUCUCUUUCAAGGCUGCCCGGUUAUGCCAGAUCUACUGUCCAAGCUGUCAGGGAUUCUGGCACAGUGUUUGUCUCGCUGCAGACCACCUUUUCCUUGGCAUCCAAUGUGACAGUGUUUGAUCUGGCAGAGAGAGUACAGAAAUACAUCAGCACCUGCACAUCUCCUCUGGAGAGCUGUCAGUUCUUAAAGUCUCUUGGCCGUAUUUUUAGAGCUGGUAGUUUAUGUAAAAAGAAAAGUCCAGAAUGUGACAAAGAGACCUCCAUCUGCACCGAUUUGGAAGGUGUUGCCCUGUGUCAGUGCAAGUCUGGGUACUUCCAGUUUAACAAGAUGGAUCAUUCCUGUCGAGCAUGUGAAGAUGGAUACAGACUUGAAAAUGAAACCUGCAUGAGUUGCCCAUUUGGUCUUGGCGGUCUCAACUGUGGAAACCCCUAUCAGCUUAUCACGGUGGUGAUCGCAGCUGCUGGAGGUGGCCUCCUUCUCAUCCUAGGAAUUGCACUGAUUGUGACCUGCUGCCGAAAGAAUAAAAACGACAUAAGCAAGCUCAUCUUCAAAAGCGGUGAUUUCCAAAUGUCCCCAUACGCUGAGUACCCCAAGAACCCUCGAUCGCAGGAAUGGGGCCGAGAGGCCAUUGAAAUGCACGAAAACGGAAGUACUAAGAACCUCCUCCAGAUGACUGAUGUCUACUAUUCUCCCACAAACGUCAGGAAUCCAGAACUUGAACGAAAUGGUCUGUAUCCUACCUACACUGGCUUGCCAGGAUCUCGACAUUCUUGCAUCUUUCCUGGACAGUAUAACCCUUCUUUCAUCAGUGAUGAGAGCAGGAGACGGGACUACUUUUAACACCAUGGAUAAUGGGAAACCACUCGGUGUUAUUUACACAUGAAUUCUAUCUACUCAAAGAAUGGAACUAGGAAGACACCCUGCACACUUGCUUCUUCACAGACCAUUCAGAGCUGAAGGCUACAUGGCAGACAAGGGAUGGGACAAAAGAUUCCCGGAUGGCAAAGACUGAAAGGAAUGACUCCAAUGGGAAGCUAAAUCACAAGCUGCUCAUUCUUUACUCUUCAGUGUUCAUAUGUGUUACUGUGAAAUGUGAUAAUGGGUCAGUAAGAACAGAUUUGCUUUGAGUGACAUGUCAUGGAUGCUACCACUAGGAAUGAGUGGAAAUGGUGAGGUGCCAUUUCAAAGACUCAGUUGGUUGAUUUGUUUGUUUUUAAAUUCACUUUACCAAACUCAACUUGUUCCAGAACAGAAUCCUGGCUACUCUGGACAGCUCCACUAGAAGUUGUCAUUGAAUGAUCACUUGCAGCAAAGUAUUGAUUGUUUUGAACUAAUUUAUUUCCAUAAUUACAGUUUUUCUCAGUGCCUGUGCUGAACCAUGAGUGUAUUCUCAAUGUUCUCAGGAGUGUGAAUUCAAUGAGGGCCCCAAAGCACUAGAGAAAUUUUGUUGUAACACUUCAGUCUUCUAAUAUGCUUCUUUUAUUCUGUAUUUUCGAGCCAAAUGGAAAAUGAGCUGAGCCCAGGAUUUACUGUAUCACAGAGGGUGACCCAGGAAGUGAGGUUAUGAAGGGCCACAAAUUGUUAUGUGAAGUAAGUUUUUUUUUUUUUUUAAUCAAGGCAUUGACCCUUUACAAAAAUGAUUCCUUUUAUGGAGCUUAAGAGUUUCUUUCAACAAUUUGAGAUCAAAGCAAUAUCCUGUAGAAAGUAACGGUCAUGGAAUCAGCUUUGAAAUCAAAGUGUUAGUUCAUCUACAGUUGGGACCAGUGGAUAUAAUUUUUGGGGUGACAACAGGGUAGGUCCCUAGAAGAGGAGCACAGAGAGCUCGAAAUAUGCACUAACCAUCUCCUGUCUAUUUCCAGUCUAUGAGAAUGAUGUAAAGCAAAACCAUCCAUUUUAUGUCCAUUGGCUUUGCCCUGGGCUCAGGUAUAUAACAGAGAUCAUCUCUGCUGAGAAAAGCUCUUAUUUAUAGGUUAUAAGGAUAUUUUUUAGGGCAGGGGUGGAAGGUCUGUGGGAGUGGGGUAGAAUUGGAUAUUUCAUUGCUUUGGGGAAAAACCAGAAACAACUGUCUCCUGCAACUGGAUAUUGAUAGCUGCUGGAGAAAUUGGCUGAACAAGCAAGCUAGACUUCACUGAAAUGUCCAGGACAUUGGAAACCAUACAAGCUCUUCAUCAAAGAUUAGAUAGGCCUGACGGGGCCAUCGGUGAGUUCUCCUUACAUGUCUGUGCUGCCUGCAUCAGUAGUCUUGUCCAUAGGGCUCAAUGUUCAACAAUUGGUCACUGAACGCUGUUUCUUCCUUGAAGAUGCAACAUGUAAAUUGUUUUCUCUUGUCCAUCAGUCUGCCCUUAUUUAUAUUACUCUGCAGUUUCCCUGAAGUCAGGCAGUAUUUCAGGGAAUGUUAUCAGAUAGCUAAGGAUUUCUAGGCAACUGAAGGCUUCAAUGUCUGCUCUUUGGAAAAGGUCCUAUGGAUCUAUUUAUUAUGCCCAUGAUCGAGGACCUCCAUUGCUCACUCACCUGAGCAGCACCCAGUGUCUGGAACGAUUCCAAUUCUAUUUCCCAAAUAAUAUCUAAGUGUCCAGAUAAGGUAAAGAAAGAACGAUUUUGGAAAACUGUUGCCAACACUUAGGUGAAGUCUAACGGCAACAUAUUUUUUUCUGGAAAUGGCAUAAGCAUUUUGGAAGCAGUUACUUUUGCUUCACAGAGGAAUGGUUACUUCUGGGUUAUUGUAGCUCUUCAAAAUGCAAUACGAUAGGACAAGCCACUUAAAAUGCUUUCUGUAGAGCAUGACAUUAUUCUAGUAGCACUGCUUGGAUGAAUGCAUGUGCUUUUCCAUUGGUCCCUCGAUUCUCUGUCUCUUUCUGUCUGUCUGUCUGUCUGUCUGUCUGUCUGUCUGUCUGUCUGUCUGUCAGUCUUUACUCUCAUAAAUAUAGCUCUGCCAUUGCAGAGAAUGCUAGUUGGGUGCAAUGCACCUUAGUAGUUAAAACAAAUUGGCCCUCACUUCCCAGGAUGUGAGCAGAAGUCAGGUUCCACUGAUGAAUGCAAUGGUUUUUUUAAAGGCAUUAAAAACUUCCUUCUGAAUCAUGGGUGAGAUCUUCCAUGACUUUGUCAGCCUACAGUAAUGCUUUCCGCCUUGCUGUCUCCCCUCCUGCUGACCAGCUUAGAGUCACUACAUUCUCUGGUCCUUUUAAUUAUGGCGCUUCACUGCAGCCUGAGACCUGUUCUUGCCAUGAUGGGAAUGAGUAAGAGGAGCCAGGUAGGGGAUGCAGAUGUUGGGUAGAGCCUAGACGAUGACAAGCACAACCUGCUGCUUCAGGGCAGUCAGGGGGUUGGAUGGCCUCUGAUGCAUGGGGCAAGUCAUCGCCCCCUGUCUUAGGGGGACCAGCUGCCACAAGAUGGCUUUGCUCCGUCUCAGAGAAGGCUCUGUGAAUCUGUUUUGAGCUGAAGUCUAAAGGAGAGAACAAGGUGAUGACCAGGACUUUUCCUCCACUGAUAGGACUUUAGAGAGGAAGAUGCUUCACGUGAAGAGGAGGGUUUUCAGAAAGUUUGCCUCGCAUGGUAUCUGCACAUACCACCCAGUGAUGGGGGAGACAAGGAGGUCUGGGGAAGUUUACUCCGGAGGUUAAUUGUAUGGAGAGAAGUGUUUUGUGAGCUGUAGAACUCCCUUCUCCAGUCUGAGCAUGGGAGCAUAGCUUUGGAACCAGAAGGGAUCUUAGAAGAGACCAACUAAUCUUCCCCCCUCAUUUUACGGAGGAGGAAACUGAGGUACAAAAGAGAUUAAGUGACAGCCAAGGGCACAAGAAAGGAGGAAAGAACAUCUGCUAAGCUUUCUGCUCACAGAGUUAACAACUCAAAUAUUGAUGAUGUGUCUACUGGAUGCAAACUGGGGGCAGAUUGUGGGGACAGUCUGGUACUCCUGUUUUUUACUGACCCAGAUGAUGCCUGUGUGGAGAGCAAGACUGGGCAACUGCAGUUUAAGUUCUUUCCACUUGAUUGCCCAAACAAGGGCGAGGCCGUAUCAGGAAGAACAGUGAUUCUUAGGAUGUAUGCAGCUACUCUCCUUCCACUGCCCCCCUUGCUCUCCAUGUCACUCCCCUACUCUGGAAUUUAUGACUCAUAUUGGGGAAAAAGGAGGGAGGAAGUUGUGAGCAGUUACAUGGAGAUAAAAUGAGAUUCUAAGCUGGGUCUGUGAUGCAUCGAUAAUGCAAGACCUCGAUUAAAUGGGUGAAACUGAGCAAGAGAUUAAUGAAGCCUUUGUUGGAUUCAGAGGCCUCCCUUCUGCCUCAGAAUGAAGUCCUUCCUUCAUGUCACCUGAUUUCCAUGGACCCUAGUCCUUGGUUACUCAACAGAGACGAGACUAGGACAGCUGAAUAUGCUUCUUGUCAGACUGCCUGCUUUCUUGGUUUCUCUUCCAAAGGGGACAAUUGUGGCAUUCAAGUAAAAGGAAGUUGUUACCAAGAAAUUCAUAGAAGCAAUCUUGAAAUCCUUUGAAUAGUUGCAAUGUGUUAUUGGCAUUCCAUCCAGCAAUAACCAAAUAAUUGUGUUUAGGAAUAAAAAAGUUAAGAAGUAGGCAUGUGGUUCUUGUUUUCCAUAAGGUGUUUUAAAACGGUUUAUUUUUACGACUUGGUUUUGUCAUUUGAUACCAUUAUGAAAACAGGAACCUUAGUGUUGCCUACCUAGCAAGCAUAUUGGCAUGUAGCUUUGUUUGUCAAGAGAUAGUGUGGUGGUGUUUUUUACAGACAGACUUCUGUGACCUAAUGAGGAGGAGAGUCACCUUGGGAGGAUGCAUACUUAUUCCAAGAUGAUAGCCAUCACUCAAAACCCUUUUGGAACUCUUUUCUGGAUUGCUUUCAGAGCUUCCAGCACAUUCUUUUGACUGUUCCCAGUGGGGGCAAAUAUUCAUCCUUCAAAGGUGGGGCAUAACUUUUAAAAACAACCAGAAGUCUUGGGGAGAGUCUAGUGAUAAAAUGGAUGAACAAGGUGGGUAGUACCAACAUUGGGGAAAAAUAUGGGGUGAGUAUCAGGUAACAGAACUAUUUUUGGGGGUGGGACUCGAGCUGCCUCUGAAAAUAGCUCCCAGAUAGGCUCACUGUGAGUUUAAACAAUGGUAAUCAAUACCAUUAGAAUAAAUGUACACUCUUAAGGUGACUACUUUGAAGGGGACGUAACUCAUUUGGGCACAUAGAACUCUGGCUGUGUUAAGAAUAAAAAUCAGCCAUAUCAUUUUAUAGUCACAACUUAUAUUAUGGGUCUUUGGCACUUCCCUUGUGUGACUGUGCCCAUUGGGAAGGUAUACACUGGACUCUGAGACCUUGGCUCAGCUAGACCAAGAGAAUUCAGUGUUACACAGUUUAGGCACUCUUGGCAUAUCUCAGCCCAACAGCCACCCAGCUAAGGCACCAAUGGCUCAUUAUGUGUAAAUUUGCACCUAAAGUUUUUGAUAGGGACAGCUCAAUGAAGUGCUCAGACUGCAAAAUGAAUGCCAGGUUCCAAUGAUUCAAGCAGUAUUUCCUCUUUAUUGAGCUGAAGCUGUAGGCCCUUCUGGGGAGAAGAUCAGUACUCUUCAGACUUCCAGAAAGACAAUGGAUGCUUUCUUGGAGCUUCCCUCUCAGUGUGUCCUGUCUUGUCCCAAAUAUGCAGGACGUUGGACAUCUAAGGACCACCUGAUUCAGCCACUGGUGAAAUAUUUCGCUUCCUAAUUAACUAUUCACAGCAAAAUCUUUUCCUUGGGUGGGAUGUGUAUAUGUGUGUGUGUGUAUGUUGAGGAUGAGGUUGGAGCUCUUUUUUAGAGUGAGGAAGAAUGUGAAUUUCAAUGCCAAAUGCUUUGUUUUUCUCCUGUCCUAUAAAAGAUAUCUCUCUUCCCUUCCCUUACUACAACAGUUUUCAGGAGGAAAAAAGUAUUUCUUUUCUUCUUUCAUCGAAUGAACCAUUCCUCCAGGAGCUCCCUGGGAGCCAGAGAUGAGGGGGGGGUGUAGAAUAUAUGCACAUGUACAUAUACAUAUAUAUAUACAUAUAUAUGAUACACAUGUGGAAAGAGGAAGAUACAUAUUUUACACUGUAAGAUAUGGAAAUGUAUAUGUUCAUCUUUGCUCUCUGAGCCUCCAAAGAAAUAGGAUAAUACAUCUCACGAAAGUCAUAUGGAUUAAUUUGUUUAACUAAAACAACCUUUUUCUCAGUGGGAUCACAAUUCAUCACUCUAGAGAUUCAUGUUUCACCCCAAAGGAUAUUUGUGAGUCAAGGGGUGGAUGACUUGGAUGUAGAGAGGCAACGGUGGUACUGAAUUUAAAAACAGCCUUGAGAUAGGCAACUAGCAGUCACAUCGUUGGCCUCUCCCCUCCAUGGAGCCUUGUCGCUCAUACCUGCACCCCCGCCCCAUCUCCACCUCUCCAAACCCAACCUUGUCUCCUCCAUGAUAGUCUAUGUAGUAGGAAUCUAAUGUGGUGGUCCAGGUUGCUGUGGAUCUUUUGUUUUAUUACCUUUCCAGUUCAAUUAAGCAUACCAUUGGUAGAUGUGCUUUGGGGAACUGAUCCCCACCUUCUUGCCUCCCCCUUUGCAAACCAAUGAACGUGGAGCACCUGGUUUGUUGUUUUAAGAGCCCUCCCUGAGGAUAUUUGUUAUUUAAUGUUGUAUCAUAAUGGCAACUUCCACUAAUAAUUCAGUACUGUAGCAGAAAAGUGUGAUUUGUAAGAAUUGGGUUAUUUUUAUACUUCUAUCCACUAUGUCUGGCGUUCUAGUCAGUAAUAUGAUGCAAUAAAAAAAUUCCUAUCA